Eucalyptus grandis is the source of this 863-nucleotide messenger RNA. RefSeq lists its product as hypothetical. NCBI's taxonomy places the organism in Eukaryota, Viridiplantae, Streptophyta, Magnoliopsida, Myrtales, Myrtaceae. The coding region runs from base 234 to 626 and encodes 130 amino acids. The transcript is spliced from 3 exons. The record is from RefSeq and is a predicted model, not a curated record.
UCUCUGCUCGAUCUUGCGCAUGCACGCGAUUCCCCGUCUCUCUCUCGAAUCGAUCGGUGCUAGCAAGGAGGAACUCCAAUCGAAUCGAUCGAUCGAUCGAGACAGGCGUCCGUCCAUUCCUUCGUCGAUCGCUUCGCAAGAUCGCUCGUGUCGUUUUCUUCAUCUGGAUCGACGACUUCCGUCUCGCCCGAGCGCCGUCGAUUCGCGACACCUGGUAAGUAGAUCUGCUGAAAAUGGCUGAAGCGUCCAAACCGGAGAUGAAGAAGGCUGUGUUCAAGAAGGUUUGUGAGCUCCGUCCACUUGAUACUGGGUUAAACCUCACGGUGAAGGUCGUUAAUACGAAGGUGGUCGCACCGAGAGGUCGACAGAUGCGAGCUGCUGAAGCCUUGGUGGGCGACGAUACGGCCAUGAUAAUUUUCGUCGCAAGAAAUGAUCAAGUUGACUUGAUGGUAGAAGGCAGCACCUUGACCUUGCGAAAUGCAAAGAUCGAAAUGUUCAAAGGGUCGAUGAGGCUUGCAGUAGACAGAUGGGGCCGAAUUGAAGUUGAUGAACCUGCCAGUUUUACUGUGAAGACCGACAACAAUAUCUCGCUGGUUGAAUUUGAAAUGGUGAAUGUUGUUGAAUAGGGAGUUUUUUACUUGUUUAUCUUGAUAGGUACUUCUCCCUUCAACAUAUCCAAUACAUUCAGAACUGAUGGAAUUUUCACCCAAGUGGAUCUAGUGGCUAUUUGCAUCUGAAUUUGAUGUGACGUGCCUGUUUUGGGCCGACCUUUUGCUAACUUCUUAGCCUAGAUGUGAGGCUUUUUGAAUUCAUUAUACAUUAAUAUCUCAUUAAAUUACGAGGUCCUUGAAAAUCUUAAUAUG